ACCGAGAGGGCCGUAUCAAACUACGCCUUCAUGGAUGCUUCUACAAAUCAUCCAAUAGAUGAAACUCUGUUUAGCUUUGAUGAUUUCUCAAUGACAAGAGGAGAUUUCCACACCCUACGCAGCGGUGAAAUUUUUAGCACAUUCAUCGAUGUAUGGGCGUUGAGGCUUACACUCCUCAACACAAAACGGGCAUUGGGGAAGCCAAAGUGCAUCUAUUUUAGCACGUUGGUACAUCUUCAACUUGACCCAACUGAACAGUGGAUGAAGAAUCUUCCGCUUCAAAAGCGGAAGGAGAAUUUCAAUGAGCGGUUACAAUAUGAAAUUUCCAAAUUUGGAAAUCUUGACGUCAAUGAUGCUGAUUUGAUAUUUUUCCCCGUGCUUCGACACGAACACUACUUUAUUGUCUAUAUUAACACCAUCUCAAAAAGUGUUGAAAUCAUAGAAAACAAGAUGCUGCCUAAGGAUGUUACUGAAGCUGACAAGUAUGAAGAUUGCCCUAGUCUACUGAUGACUGCUUUGAAAGAGUACUUGACUGCAGAAAAAUCACCCCUACUCCGUAAGAUACAAAAGCUUCCUGUAUCAUACUUGGCCAUUCCUUGGAAGGAGCUUGACAAUGUCAUUGACUGUGGCAUAUAUGUCAUGCGACACAUGGAGUCGUACAAGGGGAAUGUUCAAGAUUGGGACAGUGGAUUCAAGAUAGGCACCUGUGUAAAUGCUGACUUCCUUUGGGAACUUAGAGUUAAAUACGCGUAA
Ipomoea nil (Japanese morning glory) is the source of this 753-nucleotide messenger RNA. RefSeq lists its product as uncharacterized. Gene Ontology annotation, biological process: proteolysis. NCBI's taxonomy places the organism in Eukaryota, Viridiplantae, Streptophyta, Magnoliopsida, Solanales, Convolvulaceae. The record is from RefSeq and is a predicted model, not a curated record. Gene Ontology annotation, molecular function: cysteine-type peptidase activity. The coding region runs from base 31 to 753 and encodes 240 amino acids. The transcript is spliced from 6 exons.